CCAAAUUAUCUGCAUUCAAACAUCACAAAUAAAUCAGUACCACGACACUUCCCAAGCUGUCUUUCAGAAGGCAAACCAUAUCUGUAAGAACAGCAAAUUAAGAUGGCAGCUGAAGCUUUCAUUGCUGCAAUUGCCGAGGCAAUCCUGAACAAAAUAAGCACACUGUCAGCUGAAUACAUCAGCCAAGCUUCGGGCCUGGGGGAAGAGCUGAAUACGUUGCACAGACAGCUACUCAUGAUUCAGGCAAAGCUACAUGAUGCUGAGAAACGGCAGCAAGAACAAGAGUCCGUGAGAUUUUGGCUACGACAGCUUAAAUUCGUGGUUGAAAGUGUUGAUGAUGUGCUGGACGAGUUUGCAUACGAGAAAUUCCGGAAAGAAAUAGUUACCCACAACCACAUGAAGGAAAUGGUGCGCAACUUAUUUUCACAGUCCAACCCUGUUAUUUUCCAUUUCAAGAUGAUUUCUAAAGUUAAGCUCAUCAAUAGGAGGCUGGAUCAAAUCACUAAAGAGGCAAACAACUUGCACCUUGUAGAUCAGCUACCCUUGAAUAAUAUGACCGAGGCAGCAGCUGAUGAUCGAGCUUGCAGAGAGACCCAUCCCUUUGUUGAUGAUUCAACGAUUGUUGGAAGGGAUCAGGAUGUAUCCAAGAUAAUGAACAAGUUACUUAGCCCCACCAAAGUCGGAGACAAUCUACUCACUAUCUCCAUAGUGGGGAUGGGGGGUGUUGGGAAGACGGCGCUGGCACAGAAAGUUUAUAAUAAUGAGAAUGUGGUGAGGCAUUUUGGUGCUAAGCAAAGAAUGUGGGUUACAGCUUCCCAUGAUAUCGUUGUCAAAAGGAUUUUAAAUGAGAUGGGGGAAUAUAUCACGGGAGAGAAAAUUCAGAUGUCUAAUAUUCAAGCCAUAGUAGAAAAGCUUAAAGAAGUGUUGAAUGGCAAAAAAUAUUUGCUAGUGCUUGAUGAUGCAUGGUGCACAGAUCCUAAAAGUUGGGAUCUCCUGAGAAAUGCUUUGCUAGGAAUUCGUGCUUCAAAUGGAAGUAAGAUUUUGGUAACCACCCGCAGCGAUGAAGUUGUAUCAGCCAUGCAAGCAAAUCCCACGCAUCGUUUAUCAGGGCUUACAGACGAUGAUAGCUGGAUUGUGUUUAAACAGAGAGCAUUUGCUAGCGGCGGAGCAAAAGAGACCCCUGACUUGGUAGACAUUGGAAGAAGGCUCGUGAAGAGGUGCGGCGGUUUGCCGCUGGCGCUAAGGUUACUUGGAAGCUUGAUGUACUCAAAGAAGAUUGAAAGCGAGUGGUAUUCAACGGAGAACAACAGCAUAUGGGAAUCACCUAAUCAUGGACUGAGAAUCAUGCCUAUCUUGGAGUUAAGCUUUAAUCAUAUGUCGCCACCAUCUCUAAAACAAUGUUUUGCAAGUUGUGCUAUGCUUUAUAAAGAUCAUGUCAUUCGGAAAGAAAAACUAAUCUGGCUGUGGUUAGCUCAAGGAUUCCUUCAGCCAUUUGAAGGGAGCAAAUUGGAGAUGGAAGAUAUAGGUAAUGAAUACUUCAACAUUCUAUUGUCGAAUUCCUUGUUUCAUGACAUUGAAAAGGAUAAAUUGGGUAAUAUAAAACGGUGCAAGAUGCACGAUCUAUUGUACCAUCUUUCUUAUCAUAUUUUAAGAUACGAAAUUCGGGUUUUGAGGGAUACGAAGCCGUUUGAGAAUACCAUACCAACUCCAGCUGAUGUACUGCAUCAUCCUAUGAAAGACAUAGACGAGUUUGGGAAGAACAUAAAUUGCAGCUUAAUAUUCCCAAGAGCUAUCGUUGGCGACAUGUUAACUCACAGUAACAACUUAAGAGUUGUAGAUUUCAGUGGGACUGGAAUUAAACAAGUGCAAGGUUCAAUUGGAAAGCUGAAACAUUUGAGGUACUUUGACAUCUCGGGCACUAGCAUCAAAAGGUUGCCUGAUUCAUUUACCAAGUUGUACCAUUUGCAGACAUUGAAUGUGGAGCACUGCAAGAGCAUGGAGGAGCUACCAAAAGAACUAAGUAAAUUGAUCAAUUUGAGACAUUUGUGCCUUGAUGAGACCAAUGCUGAGAGACUAAUGAAAGACGCACCAAUUGAGAUGGGGCGGUUGGUUGAUUUGCAGACAUUACGUGUAUUUGUGGUGGGUCUGAACAGGGGUUUUCAAAUCGAAGAGUUGGGAUCUUUGAACAAGCUUCGAGGGGAACUGAGGAUCUGCGAUCUAGAGCAUGUGAAGGAUGAGGAAGAAGCCAAAAAAGCAAACUUGCAGAGAAAGAACCUUGACAGCUUGGAGCUUCAAUGGAGGAGUAGAAACACCGACAGCAACAACAGCUGGAUCAUGAAUCAUGACAAUGAGGUAUUGGUAGGCCUGCAACCCAACUCAAACCUGAAAAUCUUGAGUAUUGAAGGUUUUGGGGGCGGCACAGCAUUACCGCCAUGGAUGUCCGCGAUGAUGCUUCUUCAGGUGUUGGAGAUAAAGAAUUGUCCCAAAAUGAAGUGCAUCCUUCAGAGUUUUGAAAGCUUCGGUGGUGCAGCCUCCCUCCAGCAAUUGAGCAUCAGCGAAUGUGCAGAAUUGAUGUCUUUGCCUAGUGGACUCGAAUUCUGUAGAUCUCUAGAGGAAUUGAGGAUACGGGUGUGCCCUAAACUGGAAUAUGUGCCGGCUGGUUUACUGCAGUUGCAUUCCCUCUCAGUUUUAGAAAUUGUUGGUUGCGGAAGAUUGAGCAGUUUUCCGGAAGGGCUACUGUGCUGCCUCGUCGGUUUGAAGGAACUAAAGAUUGGAGGAUUUUGGGGAGAGCUGGAUACUUUCCCUACUCUCCUCUGCAAUAGUUGUGCCGGUGGUACUGGUAGUGCUGGUACUAGUAGCAGCACCGACAUCGCCAUUGAGCACAACCACAACCACCGUGCGUCCCACCUCGAAGAAGUAUCGUUGUUGGGAUGGCCUAAGGUCAAGUCUCUGCCAUGCUUAUCUCCUCUAAACAUUUUGUGUUUAUGGGUUCACGGAUUUGGUGGACUGGAAGCUCUGCCGGAGUGGCUGCCGGAAAACCUCCGAGAACUAUACCUUGUGGAUUGCGACAACCUGAAGUACCUGCCUUCAGUGGAAUCCAUGCAACGCUUUACCCAAUUGCAGCAGCUGUAUGUUCAUGGGUGUCGCCUUUUGGAAGAAAGAUGUGGAGAGCAAACUGGCCCAGAUUGGCACAAGAUUGCCCAUAUCUCAAACAAGUACUUUUCAGGAUGAUCUGAUCAGCCGUAGAAUUCCAAUUUUGGGUGUUGUGGGUCGUGUCCAUUUCUGUGAGUGGCAAGAACAAACCCAGAAUUCAAAUUUUUGGGAAGGUCUGUUCUUUUUCUUUUCUCUGUUUUUUUUUUAUCCCCAUUCACCUCCUCAUAACGUUCUAAUCAGAAACCUCUAUUGCUGAUUGAUUUUUACUUCAAAAAACAAGAUGAAUCAAAUAUUAGCUAUUUGGAGAAA
Molecule: messenger RNA, 3462 nt
Organism: Malania oleifera
Lineage: Eukaryota; Viridiplantae; Streptophyta; Magnoliopsida; Santalales; Ximeniaceae
Product: putative disease resistance protein RGA3
Exons: 1
Coding region: 103-3231 (1042 amino acids)
Biological process (GO): defense response to other organism
Molecular function (GO): ADP binding
Source: RefSeq, a predicted model, not a curated record